Aspergillus eucalypticola CBS 122712 is the source of this 729-nucleotide messenger RNA. RefSeq names its product LITAF-like zinc ribbon domain-containing protein. Gene Ontology annotation, molecular function: zinc ion binding. NCBI's taxonomy places the organism in Eukaryota, Fungi, Ascomycota, Eurotiomycetes, Eurotiales, Aspergillaceae. The transcript has 3 exons. The coding region runs from base 143 to 610 and encodes 155 amino acids. The record is from RefSeq and is a predicted model, not a curated record.
CUCAGACUGAGGCUUUGAGCCUCCAAUCUAAAUUUGUACAACUAUAAGAAUGCGCCCUGGGAUGGGAAUAACUAAGAUGUUUUUCUCUAAAAUACACACUAGCUGAAGAAAUUUAUUCAGAACUCAACUGUACCCUAUCACAAUGGCCGAGAAAGCAAACCCUCCAGCAGUUCCUACUACCUACGAGGAACAACAACAAACCGAAACCCACGAGCUUUCUUCUAGAGAUAUGCCUGCAUAUGCGCAACCUCCUAUCGAACAGACGCCUGAGAUCCAACCGCAUCAGCCCCAGCAGACCUUCUACGCAGGUUCUCAACACCCGAGCGGCUAUAAUACUCCGACUCCGCUGUAUGCACUGCAGAAAACGCCGGCACCUGUCGACUGUCCGGCCUGCGGAGAGCGGAAAAUGACUCGCGUGGAGGCCGAAACGGGCAGUUCAACUCAUGCUUGGGCCGCAGUGCUCUGCUGCUGCCUGUGUUUAGGAUGUAUUCCAUAUAUGAUGUCGUCGCUGAAAAACCAAUGUCAUUACUGUGGUAAUUGUGGUGUCUUGUUGGCUACAUGGCAUAAUAGUGGACGCACGGAUGUGCAUCGGCCUGGCUCGAAGGAGUAAUGGGGGUUUAUUAUGCUGUUGCCUAUGCCUUUUUUCUUUCUUUCUUUAUUUCGCGCGUGCUUCAUGUGAUACCACUAGGAGUCUAUUACCAUACCCUUGGAUAUUAGUUGUGAUAAUUG